UAUUCCUUACUCUCAUAAGAGGAGUGGUACCAAAAUUUACUAACUCUCUUUUCAAAGCUCAAUAUCUUAUUUGGUGAAAUUUACGUGGGUUCAAAAACCAUUUUGAAAAUGGCCCCCCCAUAAAAAUAUGAGGUUUUUCAAGUUCGGAGUCUUUAGAUGUCCGGAGUCUUUUUCAAGUUAUGAAGCUCAUUGUGUGCCCAUGAUUGGUUGGUUGGAGGGUAAGGUUGCUAUUGUAACAGGGGCGGCAAGCGGAAUAGGAGCCGCGGCAGUGAAGACAUUCGUGGAAAACGGAGCAUUCGUAGUUAUAGCAGAUGUCAAUGACGAAUUGGGUCACCAAUUUGCAACUUCAAUUGGCUUAGACAAAGUGAGCUACCACCAUUGUGACGUGAGAGAUGAGAAACAAGUUGAGGAAACAGUAGCUUUCGCAUUGGAGAAAUAUGGCACCCUUGACAUCAUGUUCAGCAAUGCUGGAAUCACGGGUCCUUUGUCUAGCAUACUAGAAUUUAAUCUAAGUGAAUUUGACAACACCAUGGCCGUGAAUGUUCGUGGAUCAGCUGCAACUAUCAAGCACGCUGCACGCGUCAUGGUGGAAAGAAAAAUCCGCGGAUCCAUAAUUUGCACGGCCAGUAUAGCUGGCUCUAUUGCUGGAAGUGGUGGUCAUGAUUAUGUCACAUCCAAACAUGGUGUUAUAGGACUCGUUCGCUCAACGUGCGGUGAGCUUGGAGCUUAUGGAAUAAGAGUCAAUUCUAUCUCACCGUUUGUUAUUGCCACACCUCUUGCAUGUCAAUCACUGAACAUGGAGGUAAGUGAAAUUGAAGCUACAGGGAAUGAUUCUGCAGUUUUGAAAGGAAUAACAUUGAAGACUACUCAUAUUGCAGAAGCUGCUUUGUUUCUUGCAUCAGAUGAAUCAGCUUAUAUUAGUGGACACAACUUGGUGGUCGAUGGAGGUUUCUCUGUCAUUAAUAGUUGUGUUCCUAGUAUUACAAAAUAAGUCAUCCUACUUUGAAUAUAACCAAAAUAAGAUGUACUUGAUAUCUCCCAAAAAAAACACUGCCAACAAUAAUGUAGUUUUAAUUAUUAUUCUUUUCAAUUAAUGUACUAUCUAAUUAGUAUUAUGUACUCUCAAAUUAUUAUUCUAAACUAUUAAACAGGUCACUAAAUCCUUGCAAAGUA
Messenger RNA from Trifolium pratense (red clover), 1173 nucleotides. RefSeq names its product short-chain dehydrogenase reductase 3b-like. Bases 128 to 991 code for a protein of 287 amino acids. NCBI's taxonomy places the organism in Eukaryota, Viridiplantae, Streptophyta, Magnoliopsida, Fabales, Fabaceae. Gene Ontology annotation, molecular function: oxidoreductase activity. The transcript has 2 exons. The record is from RefSeq and is a predicted model, not a curated record.